GGUUAUUGGGAAACACCUUUUGAUCCCGAGAUCACUCGGAGGAGGGAGUUCUUUAUCAAUAACGAAACGGCAGUGCGAGUGGUUAUGAUGCGCACAGACGGCAACUAUUAUACCUAUCGUGAUGAAGAGCUGGGCUGCGAGGUGGUGCGGAUCCCUUACCAAGGCAACGCUUCGGCACUCUUCAUUCUGCCUGACAAAGGAAAACUGAACCAGGUGGAACAGGCACUGGGGCGAGAAGCUUUGUUAAGAUGGGAGACUUUCGCAAGACAACGGAGAAUAGACUUGUCGCUUCCAAGAGUUUCGCUGAGGACGAACUAUGAUGUCAAAGAACUAUUUAAAGGACUGGGUAUUACUGAGGUAUUCACUGACCAGGCAGAUCUGUCUGCAUUCACUGAGCAGCACAAGUUGAAGAUUUCACAGGCUGUCCACGAAGCUUAUUUGAAUAUCCACGAGAAUGGAACUGAGGCUGCUGUCACUACUGUCAUUGAUAUGGACCCCUAUUCUUUGCCACCAAUAGUUACAUUCAACCGCCCCUACCUGGUAGUGGUUGUAGAGCACCUUACCCAUGCCAUCUUAUUCCUUGGGAGAGUUGUGAAUCCGAAUGAGAAUUGUGAAUCUGAAUGGGGCUCACUUAACACCCCAGUGCUGGCUUAA
Gekko japonicus is the source of this 654-nucleotide messenger RNA. RefSeq names its product alpha-1-antiproteinase-like. The annotation marks the transcript as partial. The transcript is spliced from 3 exons. Gene Ontology annotation, molecular function: serine-type endopeptidase inhibitor activity. Gene Ontology annotation, biological process: negative regulation of endopeptidase activity. NCBI's taxonomy places the organism in Eukaryota, Metazoa, Chordata, Lepidosauria, Squamata, Gekkonidae. The record is from RefSeq and is a predicted model, not a curated record.